Molecule: messenger RNA, 1059 nt
Organism: Prionailurus viverrinus (fishing cat)
Lineage: Eukaryota; Metazoa; Chordata; Mammalia; Carnivora; Felidae
Product: adhesion G-protein coupled receptor G4-like
Exons: 5
Coding region: 221-982 (253 amino acids)
Source: RefSeq, a predicted model, not a curated record
GAGGAAGAGUCGCUCCUCGCCAGCCGCCCACCGACCCCGCCCGAAACGAGUGUAGGAGCCUCUCCUCGGGGAACUGAUCGACCAGUUUGGAGGCUUGCCUCAUGCCUCGGCCCCAUGUACCAAGCGUGGACGACCAGCAGAAUUUUCCGCUGUUUCCUGAAAUAAACCCAAGAACACUCUGACUCCCAGCGUCUCCCAGCACUUACAGGGGCCUAUUCAGAUGAGGAGCCCUAAAGCUGACCCGAAGCUUCACGAGCUGCUUCACCUUUAUGGUAAAAAGGUUUACACAAUGAAAGAACACAUCAUAUGUCAGAAGUUUUAUGGAUUGAUUCUCAUGUUGAGCGGUACCUUUCUCUCAGAUGCACUUUCACUGAAAGGAAAAAGACUGGAUUUUUAUGGAAGAGCUGACACGUACGUGAGCCUGACCAACACGGUUCCUGAACUCAGUCGAUUCACAGCAUGCAUUGACCUGGUAUUCGUGGAUGACAAAUCAAGCGAUUGGAUGGCCUUCUCCUAUAUUACUAAUAACACCUUCCUGGGCAGAGAAGACAUAGACCUUGGACUUGCAGGAGACCAUCAGCAGCUAAUACUGUCCAACUUGGGGAAGACUUUUUAUAUCCGUUACCAACUGGCUCCGUUUCAGUGGCAUACAAUCUGCUUGCUAUGGGAUGGUGUCAAGGGCAGAUUAGAGCUCUUCCUGAAUACAGAAAGGAUACUGGUAGUGAUGGAUCAACCACAAAGCCUGACACCUAACGGGACUCUGAUUCUAGGACAUUUUCUCAAGAACUGGGACAGCCAGGUUAAAAGCCCACUGCCUGGCUUCGCUGGCAGCUUGUACUACUUUCAACUCUGGGACCAUGUCCUGGAAAAUGAGGACUUUAUGAAGUGUUUGGGUGGAAACGUAGUUAGUUGGGAAGAAGAUGUUUGGCUCAUCAACAAGAUCAUCCCAACUGUUGACAUGAGACUGCGCUGCUGUGAGUAACUUCUGAAUUGUCCUCCUAGGCAAGGGUUGUGCUGAUGCAGUCGUCUGCUUGCUGCUCUGGAUGACCCACUCUUGGC